Messenger RNA from Haemonchus placei, 246 nucleotides. The record is from the annotation of a GenBank genome assembly. NCBI's taxonomy places the organism in Eukaryota, Metazoa, Nematoda, Chromadorea, Rhabditida, Trichostrongylidae.
AUGUUGACACGAUUCGCCUCCAUAGCCACAGAAACCGUUAACGAUAUCUGCGCUGUGCAUGGAAAGAAGGGUGGAUCGAGCCGCUCAGUAAUGGUUGCGCACUUCGGAAGCGAUGACUCCGAGCUUGAUGACCAGAGUCCUUCUGAACAGCUGAAGAAGUCGACUAUAGGCGACUGCAAGAGUUCGUCCUUAAUGAGCCGUUCUAACUCCGUUCCGCGACAUCGUCGUUGGAUGGAAGAGAUCUAA